Molecule: messenger RNA, 1467 nt
Organism: Paramacrobiotus metropolitanus
Lineage: Eukaryota; Metazoa; Tardigrada; Eutardigrada; Parachela; Macrobiotidae
Product: ER membrane protein complex subunit 10-like
Exons: 7
Coding region: 383-1099 (238 amino acids)
Cellular component (GO): EMC complex
Source: RefSeq, a predicted model, not a curated record
UUAAAAUCGACGCGAACACUCCACAAUAAUCACCGAUAAUUUUCGUCGUUGUUGUUUUGCAGUAAUUUGAUGGUUAUCUAAUAAUAUGCAGAGUAUUACCAGAUGAAACUUGAGUGCCGGUACAUAAAAGUUAUUUCUUUUGAUUGUCUUCGGGACCCCCGGAAAGAAUUUCAUACGAAAGUUCUUGGCUGUAGGCCUGUAGCCGUAGUUAUCUGGUGCCUUUCGUUUUCGCUCAUUGUGUGCAGAAGCAGCGCUGGUGGGAGUCGUCUUGAAAAAGUACUGUGCCGGAAUUCCAUCACUUAUAUCAGCUUAAAAUUUGAAGAUUCAGUGUUUCGGACGGAAACGAGUUGAGGCGAACAGCUACGGAGUCUGAAGUGGGAAAAUGGAGAAAAGAUUCGGAAACCCGAUUUUUGUAUUUCUUCAUUUUGCUGCUCAGAUUUUUCCUUUGACGCUUUCACAGUCGAUAUCGUCGGGCGGGACUUUGACGUUUCAACACUGUUUUGAAGACCAGCUCCAGUUUCGCUGUAAAAAGAUUACGGAGCUCGCUACCAAUUCCCUGCGAAUUAAUCAGACGCAGUCGUUCACAUAUCAGUUGAGCAGUAGCGAAGCCGAAUUGCUUAAGGCUUCCGUGGAUAAAGACGACUAUUAUUUCCUGCGAGCCAGGCUGGAUUCUGACCAUACUGACAAAUAUAUGCAGUGUUUCUGCAAAGCGAACGAUGUAAGCAAGUCUGGAUUACUUAUCGGAAUCACAAUUAAUGUGGACGCAUUCGGAAGAGUUUAUGCCGUGGAAGUAUCGCCACUUGAUCGAAAUGAUCCGAAAUUACUUCUCUUACCGGAGGAGCCGUCCGACGCCCCUGACACGUUAACUGGACUAGUGACGGUGCAUGGUAGUCAUCAGGGUCCGAGCCCAGAUUUAGAGGGAUAUAAACGCAAGCUGGCGAAAGAAAAAGCGGAGAAGUUAGCUGCUGAAACAGGAGACAAUCGUUCAUUUUUGGCGAAAUAUUGGAUGUACAUUGUUCCGGUGGUACUAUUUAUGCUAUUCUCCGGACAGUUGGGAGGACAACCCGGUGGCGCAGGCGGUGGUGGAGGUGCGCAGUGAAAGUUAUCCCUUUUUCUUGCUAUAGAUUACAGUGUCAAUGGCCGACGGCAGGGGAUCUUUCCGACGCUGCGUUACACCCAAAACGUCGAGUGGGUGACUCGGUUGAAAAUACCGUAAUUUUGUAUUUUUGUUAAAAUAAGGGUGACAUUUGUUCGAUUUUCCAUCUGUGGUUGUCCAAAGUUUCUUUGCGUUUGUUUUGUUUUUUAAUUUAUUCUAAGACCUACCAGUAAGGUGUUGUGUGCGCAUCGAGAUCGUGUUUACAGCACCUGUUUUAAACAACUUAUCGUUCACGAUAAUGAGUGAAGUCUUGAAAAAAAUGAAUAUUUAUUGCUGAUCUUUUCUGAAUUAAAAAAAAACUGGAUUGCAGU